CUGGCAUGAUUGGCUUUGGCCACGAGAGAGAGAGAGAGAAGAAGAGAGCAAAGAUUCCACCUGGUUGGGUUGGGUCGUCAAGAGAGAGAGAGAGAGAAGAAGAAGAAGAAGAAGAAACCGAAGAAGCUCGAAGAAGGACGAACAGAUUCCUUUCUUCUUCCCCGCAUAGAUUUUUAUUUCGAAGAAGAAGAAUCCAAAAUCCCAGAUUUUUGUUUGCUCAUGCGAAUUUGAAUAUCUGAAUCUGUUAUUUUCCCCUUUAUUUUUAUUUUUUUUGCUUUCUCUCUCUCUCCCUCUUUCUCUCUCCACAUGAAGCUGUGGUGGUGAAGAUAUUUUUGGGAGAUUUAGGGUUUCUGAGUUCUUCCUGGUUUUGGUUAAUUGGUGAGAAGCCAAGAUGAACGUGAUGCGUCGUCUCAAGAGCAUUGCUUCCGGUCGAACCUCGAUUUCUUCGGAUCCUGGUGGGGACUGUGGCCUUAAGAGAGCCAAGCUGGAUCAAGAGACCGACAACUUCUGUGCUGAUCCUAUGCAGGUUGACCAGACUAGUUCUUCUUUCGAUAUUUUGCCAAAAGAAAGUGUUGCUGGAACGUCAAACGGGCAUGCUGUCUCAGAGAAAACCGUGGAUGACCAUCAGCUUCCCGAAGUUAUGACCGAUAUGAGGAUUAGAGAUGAGCGAAAUGCCAACCGCGAGGAGAAAGAUAUGGAAACUACUAUUGUAAACGGCAGUGGGACUGAAACGGGACAAGUUAUUACAACGACAGUUGGGGGUAGAGAUGGAAAGCCAAAGCAGACAAUCUCAUACAUGGCCCAGCGAGUGGUUGGAACCGGCUCAUUCGGAGUAGUGUUUCAGGCCAAAUGCCUGGAAACGGGUGAACAAGUUGCAAUUAAGAAGGUUUUGCAGGAUAAAAGAUACAAGAACAGAGAACUUCAGAUAAUGCGCUUGCAAGACCAUCCCAACGUUGUGCGACUGAGGCAUUCUUUCUUUUCAACAACUGACAAGGAUGAGCUGUAUCUCAACCUUGUCCUUGAGUAUGUUCCCGAAACUGUUUACAGAGCAUCAAAGCAUUAUACCAAAAUGAACCAGCAUAUGCCAAUUAUCUAUGUUCAGCUCUACACUUAUCAGAUUUGCCGUGCGCUGAACUACUUACAUCGCGUGGUUGGGGUGUGUCACCGUGACAUCAAGCCACAAAAUCUACUGGUCAAUCCCCAAACCCAUCAACUAAAAAUUUGCGAUUUUGGAAGCGCAAAGAUGUUGGUGCCUGGUGAACCUAACAUAUCCUAUAUAUGCUCCCGGUACUACAGGGCCCCAGAACUUAUAUUUGGGGCGACAGAGUAUACCAAUGCCAUUGACAUGUGGUCCGCGGGUUGUGUUAUGGCAGAGCUUUUACUAGGCCAACCACUGUUUCCCGGGGAAAGUGGCAUUGAUCAGCUGGUGGAGAUAAUUAAGAUUCUUGGGACGCCUACGAGAGAAGAAAUAAGGUGUAUGAAUCCCAAUUACACAGAGUUCAAGUUUCCUCAAAUAAAAGCCCACCCGUGGCACAAGAUUUUCCACAAGCGAAUGCCACCUGAAGCAGUAGAUCUCGUCUCAAGACUCCUCCAGUAUUCACCAAACCUUCGGUGCACAGCUUUGGAAGCUUGUGCACACCCCUUCUUCGAUGACUUACGGGACCCGAAUGUCUCUCUGCCAAAUGGAAGAGCACUGCCUCCAUUGUUUAACUUCACUUCCCAAGAACUUGCGGGUGCAUCAACAGAGCUGCGACAGCGCCUAAUUCCAGCGCAUAGCCAGGGAACGGGAAGUAGCUCUUAGGAUGAAUUAUAGUGUGUGUCCAAAUCCAGCUUUCUAUCUCUCCAUCAAUUUUACUGAAAGUGUGUACAUCAAUUUUGAACCACUUGUGCUUCCAAGCUUUGUGGCUGGAGGAAAGUCUGGAAAUCUGCACGCCGGGACCCUAGGAGAUGUGAAAUAACUGGGUUCAUGGAGCUUCUUCUUCUGACUGCCUUUUCUCUCAAUUUGCUCUCUCCUUUCUUGUCUGUUUUUUUCUUUGGCCACCUUCACUUUCAUUUUUUUGUUUUUUAAUCUUGUUUCACAAAUCUGACCCCCUUUAUAUAUGUUUUGGUGUAUCAUUAUUAUAUGUUUGUAAUCCAUCAAGAUCAUUUCCCUUGCCGUAAUAUCGCAAGCAAGCUUGUUUUCUAAUAAGAUUCAGAUUUUUUGGUCA
Messenger RNA from Capsella rubella, 2207 nucleotides. RefSeq names its product shaggy-related protein kinase theta. The record is from RefSeq and is a predicted model, not a curated record. The transcript has 13 exons. The coding region runs from base 392 to 1801 and encodes 469 amino acids. Lineage: Eukaryota; Viridiplantae; Streptophyta; Magnoliopsida; Brassicales; Brassicaceae. Gene Ontology annotation, biological process: protein phosphorylation; signal transduction. Gene Ontology annotation, cellular component: cytoplasm. Gene Ontology annotation, molecular function: ATP binding; protein serine/threonine kinase activity.